Molecule: messenger RNA, 1286 nt
Organism: Rhizopus microsporus ATCC 52813
Lineage: Eukaryota; Fungi; Mucoromycota; Mucoromycetes; Mucorales; Rhizopodaceae
Exons: 2
Coding region: 364-1053 (229 amino acids)
Source: RefSeq, a predicted model, not a curated record
CUCCAAGCUUACCAUAUGGCAGCUGGAUAAGCUUCGUCACAGUCUCUUGAACAAUUUCUCUUGUUACGAUAUUGUUCGCGACGGUUACGCGACGGCCACCGGUGUGCUUUUUCUUUUUUGUUGCCCUGGCGGCGCGGUUUUUUUCCCCUCUGCCUUCAUUGCCAUGACAACAACACCAAGCAAAGAAACAAGAACAAUACAAAUGCUUAGAAUGCAAUCAGACGUACCGCACAAGCAAUGCUCUAAGAUCACAUAAAAGUUGAGUUCACAAGAAAAUCAUUUGCUUGACAAUCGAAGAAGUCGUGAGGAAUGCCUAAGGCUAUCUGAUCUGUCCUGUUUGUGCUGGCGAAUACAUCUAUACUGAUGACUUUGAGCGACAUGUGCACAUGCAUAGCCAAAACAAUGAAAAAAGUCGAAGACGAUGCCACCGGAAAUGUCACCGUGUCCCAAAUUGAUAUUUUGCCAACAACGAAUUUGCCAACUCCUAAGAAUUUACUCACAAAUACGGCACAAGAGUAUCACAACGGUCUACUUUUGGCUCUGGAUGUGAAGUAUCUUUCGCCUGAUAAUGCAGAAAGCAGGCUCCUUGCUGCACAGCUGCUGGAUGCACAUCCUUUGUUAUUUAAAGAUCAUCACGGCGAACCUCAUUAUCUACUCGGUGCCCUAAGUAACAUCUCGAGAUUGCUGGAAUCACAAUUUGACCAGCCGUUCCCACAAUUUCAAUCCCUUUCGGCGCCAAACAAACGAACCUUCAAGGAAAUGAUUGGAUUAAAAGGAAACUUGGAGCCAGUUAAUCAUACCCCGCAGUUUGAUCAAGCCAUCUUUCUAACACGAUGGAAGAAAUGGGCAGAUAAGAGAUCGUAUAUGGAGCUCACAGACAGCAUCUACAAAUUCUUGAACGCAGAUUGGACACGGCGAAGAUGGCUUGCGUAUUAUUGUUCAAGAAUAUUUGAAAGUGCUAUUCUUGUAAACCAUGGUCAAUAUUUAUUAGUGAAGUGCACCGAAAUCUACCCUCGUCCACCUUGUCUUGAUGCGCAUUUUGAACGAUUCUAGCAGGUGCAUCAGCGAUCUCCCGCGUCACCCAUUCCUGAAGACGAUGGCGCCCAAUACCCAGAUAUACAAGUUUUUGUCAUGAAAAACCACAACAUGAACAAGCUUGUGACAAGCACGAAAUCGUUCAAUGCUCCGCUCACCUCAACAAUUCACUUGGAUAUUGAUCAUAUUCCCACCAUUGGAACGUCGAGUAUUAAUGGAUUCUCUCCGGCCAAGGCAACUCGAAUUUAUCU